CCGCUACCCCUCCCUUCACCCGGGCCUAGCAACCAUCUUGCCCCCUAUCCAGGCCCGUCUGAACAAUGCUGGAGUGGUACGGUUUUCAGACAUUCGGGCUUGGCGCGGUCAGUUUAGAAAUGGAAAAGGCCAGAACCUAAAGCCUUGAGAUUUCCCCAGCCCAGCAGUGCCCCCACGGGUUACAGAGCCAUAAGAAAGGCCUUUGGCGCUGGCCUGCUGCUUUACUCCGAUUACUUUUUUAGUAUCCAAAUAUCUGGAGUUCCAGUGGCUAUAAUUAAACCAAAAGCAGCUGACACGACAGAACUAGCAUGGCGGGGAAGGGUGGGUGUCGGUUCUGCAGGAAAUCUAGCUAGGCGAGUACUUUACCUCGCAGCUGCACCCCAAGCCUAGUUUUGAUUUUGAGCCAAGCUCCUAAAUUAGCCAGGCAGGCCUUGAACUUUUCUUUGCUUACCUCAGCCUUGUGAGUGGCUGAGAUUAACAGGCCUGUGGCACCAGACCCAGUGAAAAGGUCUUUGUUCUAAAACAGAAAAAAAAUUGUUUUAGUACACGAGGUCAGACAUUUUCGAUAACUAUUCGGCCUAAUCGCUUAGAAAUGCAUGCUCCAUUGCUUUACAUAACACCCAUCCUGGCAUAUCGACUUAAUUUUUUUUUAAGGGUUUCUGAAAUGUCCAUUUUACUCUGGCAAUGUCUUGUUUUAGAAGAGAAAAGCUCUUUUAAAGUCAGGAAUGUACUGGAACAGCUAAAUUUGUUUCAUUAGCUGCUAAUUCAUGGGUCAGAACCACAGUUGGGAGGGCCCAGGGUCAGCUGCUAGGAAGCCUGACAUGGUGAAGAGGAGAUCCUGCAAGAGCCCGGGGUGCACAUCUUCAGACGCCCUUUCUCCACUUUGUGAAAUGCCUUUUUGGAAUCUCAGCAGAGUUGAUGGCAGCUCCAUAUAGAGUGGAGGCGGAGCAGAUGGCUACCAUGUACACACAUGUUCUGACAGUCAUCCGUCCUAUUGGCUCAGCAGCGGUCCACAGUGCCUCCUGUUCCCUCAUUCACUGGCUGAUGUGCUAGAUCUCUAUUUGGCAUAGCUGCAGGAGACAGCCAUGGGCUUGGGUCCUGGUUCGAAUCCCCUGGGGCUAGCAAAGGUACAGAUUGGCAUGGGUGGUAUGUCCUCAGAACGGGUUAAAGCAUCAGCUGAAGGCCCGAGAGAGCACGGGCCUGGAGACUGACUGCCUUCUUUCUAUUCUUGCUGGGUUCCUUGUAUUGGAAGGCCUCAGGAACACUAGAAGUAAGGCAAUGUUAAUAAUUGCCACUCUCUGGGAGCUUCUAGCAAAAGUCUCAAGAACCUAGAGACAUUAACCAGGUGAAGGAGGCUGGGGGUGGGGGGGGGUUGCAAGAAGAUGCAGCAGCAUAUAGAAGGUUCUAGAAGAGAGAAAGCUUUGGACACCAGGUGAAGCCAGGAAGCCAAAGUCUCAUUCUUCAUUUUAGAAUGGUGGUGUGAGGCCAGUGGGUGGUCCGUGUGAGUGAGUCUUAAAGAGCAGGGGGUGGGCCAAUCUGAAAGAUCCCAGGAGUUCUCACACUGUGUGCUCAGCCAGAGGCACUGUGCCCUAUUCAUUUAUUUAUUUGUGAAAUAAACAUACUGAGGACCCCUUUGAUUCUUACACUCUGUCCUAGGUAUUCUGGCUGCUUAAAACCAUACAUAAGGCAGUCAGACCCUCUGUUCUAGUUAAUUUUAUCUCGGUUAUCUGAGGGAGUUUCAGUAGAGGGGGUUGCCCAGAAUAGAUCAGCCAAUCAGAGAGAUUUGUCUAGAUUGAUGAUUGAUGUGGGAGGGCCCAGUUCAUUGGUCCUGGAUAGUGUAAGAGCAGUGUGUGUACUGGGCCCUCCCACACCAAUCAGAGGAGCUGUCUGAUGGACAGCAUUUGUCCAUUAUUUUCAUAGUUUCUGCAUUAGUUCUUGCUUGAUUUCCUGCCCUGACACCCCUCAGUGGUGGUGUAUGACUAGGAACUAUGAGCUGUAAUAGACCCUUUCUUCCCAGAGUUGCUUUUGGUUGUCGUGGCAACAGAAACCAAACAACACUGUUUACAGAAGUUGACAUUUCAGAGGAGUUGGUGAGGCAGUCAUUAGAUAAAAUGAUGGAUGUGGAUUGUUGAGAAAGCAGGCAGCAUAGGACGACCCACUACCAGAAAUCCUGGAGCUGUAUGACGGCUAAUCUUGGUGGCAGCACAGUACAACUUCUCCAGUGUCUGCAGUCUUCCUGUCAGUAAACCCUUUCACAGGUUCAUCACGUGGUGGCCUCCUUAGGAGGUGGCCAAGUGUAAGAACAUGGAGCACGUACUUCGGGAGAAAGCCAAGUCCUUCUGGGCUCUGAGGCGCACCUAUGAGGCCAUUGCCAAGCACAAUGAGGUGCAGACAACUUGGCUAGAAGGCCGAAUCCGGGAUGAGUUUGACAAGCUCCGAGAUUUCCUGAGGGUGGAGGAACAAGCCACCGUGGAUGCCAUGAAGGAAGAGAGCAGGAAGAAGCACCUGCUGGCUGAGGAGAAGAUGAAGCAGCUGGCGGAGCAGACCGAGGCACUGGCUCGAGAGAUUGAGCGUCUGCAGAUGGAGAUGAAGGAAGACGACAUGACCUUCCUCAUGAAACACAAGAGCCGAAAACGCCGGCUCUUCUGCACCGUGGAGCCAGCACCUCUCCAGCCUGGCUUGCUUAUGGACGCAUGCAAGUAUCUGGAGUCCUUGCAGUACCGAGUCUGGAAGAAGAUGCUUGGGUCUGUUGAAUCGGUGCCCUUCAGCUUGGAUCCCAACACAGCUGCUGGCUGGCUCAAAGUGGCUGAUGACCUCACGAGCGUCAUCAACCAUGGCUACCGUGUGCAGGUGGAGAAUCCAGAGCGCUUCUCCUCGGCACCCUGCCUGCUGGGCUCUCAAGUUUUCUCCAAGGGCUCCCACUCUUGGGAGGUGGAUGUGGGUGGCCUGCCGAGCUGGCGAGUGGGCGUGGUGCGGGUGCAGGCACAUGCACAGGCACAGGCUCAGGCUGAUGUCGGUGGUGAGGGCCACUCACACAGCUGUUACCAUGAUACACGCUCAGGCUUCUGGUACCUGUGCCGCACUCAGGGUGUGGACGGAGACCACUGCAUGACUUCCGACACAGCCACAGCCCCUCUGGUCCAGGCCAUGCCACGCCGUCUGCGUGUGGAGCUGGAGUGUGAGGAGGGUGAGCUGUCCUUCUAUGACUCUGAGCGCCACUGCCAUCUGUAUACCUUCCAUGCCCACUUUGGGGAGGUGAGGCCCUACUUCUACCUAGGGGCCUCUCGGGGUGAUGGUCCCCCAGAACCUCUGCGCAUCUGCCACCUGCGUGUCUCCAUCAAAGAAGAGCUGGACAUCUGAGCUGCGGGAGUUGGUAGCCCACCACUGACACUCGUGCAGCAUCACGCCUUUUCUUAGUUCCAAGUCCGCCUAUGCCUCUGUCUUUAUUUUUAGUCCUUUUUCUGCCCAAAGUUAAGAGCCCCCCAGGAGGUGCUUGGCUGAGCUUAGGCUCUGUGGAAUCAUGCUACCUUCAGGAUGUGGGCUUCAUUUCCUCUGUCCUUGCAUUGCUGGUAUACUGUUUUCUUGAAGGAAGGCAUUAUAAUGCAGGUGUGACUAUUUUGAGUCUGUCAUUUAUGUUUCUAGGAAAAGGUCCUUGUCAGGCCAUACGGGGAAGCCCCAGGAUUGGUUGAUCCAAGAGUGGGCAAAGCCUUCACCUAGGCUCUCCCAUCUCAGUAGGGCAAGUUAGGCAUUGUCAGCCUAAGUGAGCAAACAUGGCUCACUUUGGCAUCUGGUCUGAAGCUUGAGAGUUCCCCUGUUGGCCCCACACAGACUGGGGUGAUUAGGACAGGAUUUCUCUGGGAACUCGGGGUGCAAGGUACUCUGGAAUACAGCUCAGAGUUAGUGGGUGUCACAGGAAAGGCAACUCUGGAGCCAGCUUCAAGUCAGUGACACAGAGGCCAUAGUACCAGAAUGCAGUGAGAAGACAGCUGGUGCUGGGCUGGGACCAGAGCCCUGCUCUGCUGCUCUUUUGAGCUAACUUCCUGUCGGCAUGGAAUCAACAUUGAUUGGUCAACUCAUGCUUUGAAAGUUCUCUGAAACUUUGUCCAGUUUUCUAGAACACUUUUAAAAAAUUAACUUGUUUGUCCUCUUUCUCUCUUGGGGCCUGUGUUUCCACAUCUAUGAAUUGACAGUAGUCCUUGGAAGUCAGUGGAGGAAGGUAUGAGGAGGGGCCUCAGUGGAUGCUGCUUCAGUCAGGAACUGUUGGUCUGGGAGGCCAGUCCUGUCCUUGAUGCCCUUGUCUUCAUUGGCUUCAGCCAUUGUUCUUGCUCUGCUCUGUGCAGAUUUCACUUUUCCUUGUGUGCCCCUCCACCUUUUCUUUCUCACUCAUGCCUAUAGAUGGAGUCUAAUUGCCAGCUAACCAAAUCCCAAGUUGUGUCUUAAGGAGAAAUAGCACCUCAGGGGUGCACCGUCAUAGUCAGGAACACAUUGCUGACCUAGGACCUAGCAUCCCAAUUUCAGCCUGCACCCCUCAUUACAUAAGACUUGUUUUAAACCAUGCCGCUUACCCACUAAUUGGCUCUAACUAGGUCAUGCGCAUUGAUUAUCUAACAAGUGGGGACACAGAAGAACCCCUGGUGCAGGCCAGGCUGGGAGCAGGGACAGUGUUGGCAAGCCAGCUUAUGAGUGUCAGAUGCUUGGGCACCACGGGUGUGAAAAGGUAUGCCUGCUAUGAUGUAUGUGUCCAGUUUCUCUAAAGAAACUCUCCCUGAAGUUACUCUUAAUUUUAAUUUUCACCUUAGUUCUUUUUAAAUAGGGUAAUUUUAAUGACCUAGAAUCUUUUAGAAAGAUUUUACUUGACCCACAACUGACAUGUUUCUUUCAGAGCCUUUGUAAACACAAAUUCUUUCUGUAACUUGUACCUGACUCGAUCCUUCCCAUUGUAAGACUAUCGUGUGCAGUGAAUGUGCUGUGUAGUUUGUUAGUUGGUGGACAUUUCGCUUGUUGCAGUGUUUAGCUAUUAUGAGUUCUGCUAUGAAAUUUGUGUGCAAGUUUUGUGUGGAUGUGUCUCUUUUGAUUCUCUGUCAUAUACCUUGGAGUCUGUUUUCCAGGUCAUAUGAUAAUUAUUUUAAACCCUUUGGGGACUUGCCACGCUGUUUGUAAGAGAACCGUUCCAUUUUCUACUCCGGCCGGCAGCAGGUGAGGGCUGGGUUGUAGCGAGUUCUUGUCAGCACUGUCUGCCCUCUCAGCUAGCCGUACUGAGGAAACUGGAGUGUGUCUCAUCUGACCUGCAGUUGCCAUCCUUGACGGCUGACGAGGGAGCAUCUUUUCUCAUGUUUGCUGUGUAUCUGCUUCAGAGACUUAAGAGUGUUUGCCCCUCAGGUUGUCCGUCUUUCUAUUAUGAAGUUUUACAAGUUUGUUAAUGCAUUCUAGAUAAAAGUUCCUUUGUGUCAGAUGAGUCACUUAUAAAAAUUUUCCUCCUAA
Molecule: messenger RNA, 5481 nt
Organism: Rattus norvegicus (Norway rat)
Lineage: Eukaryota; Metazoa; Chordata; Mammalia; Rodentia; Muridae
Gene: Trim35
Product: tripartite motif-containing 35
Biological process (GO): protein ubiquitination
Cellular component (GO): cytoplasm; nucleus
Molecular function (GO): ubiquitin protein ligase activity; zinc ion binding
Source: RefSeq, a predicted model, not a curated record